This is a messenger RNA of Saprolegnia diclina VS20, 2030 nucleotides long. RefSeq lists its product as hypothetical. The coding region runs from base 22 to 1947 and encodes 641 amino acids. NCBI's taxonomy places the organism in Eukaryota, Oomycota, Saprolegniomycetes, Saprolegniales, Saprolegniaceae. The record is from RefSeq and is a predicted model, not a curated record. The transcript has 7 exons.
UUUGGAUCGCGCCCCUUCACCAUGGAGGAAGCCGUGUCGCUGCUGGAGGAGCAGCCGUACGUGGCGUUGCGCAGCACCAGCCCCGAGCGUGGUCCGAGCGCGGCCCACCGCCGCCGAAGCACCAUGGGCCUCGGCCGCCGGCCGUCGCUUAUCCGAACGCCGUUCCUGCCCGUCGACGAAGCCGACGAGCUCUUGCUCCGCGCCAACGAAGCGCCCGACUGCCGUGCGCCGACCGUCGCCGAAACGGUUCAGCUCAUGAAGGCCCAUCAGUACCGCCUUCAGCAGUUUGCCAAGCUCCAGGGCAUCACGGGCAUGAGCGCGAUGACGCUCUGCUUCACGCCCGAGUACGAAGCGGGCUACCGCGAUUACAUCCAGCGAGGCGCCGUGCGACGCACGCGCAUCUGCUUCCUCCUUGGCUUCAUCGGGAUCGCGCUCUACUUUACGUGGGAAGCGACCCGGAUUGUCUUCUCACCUGCCGCGUAUGCCAUUGCAUUUGGCCCUGGGCUCGUACCCUUUGGGAUCGGUUUUGCCUCCACGUUCGUUCCGACCAUGCGCCCGCACAUGGAAGCCCUCUUCCUCACGGUGUUUGCCAUCGAAGCCGGCGCACUCAUCAUCUUCAAGCCCAUCGUUGGUCAAGCUGGCCCCGUCCUUCCGCUCCUCCUCUUGCUCAUACCCGUCUUUGGCGUCACGCGCGUGCGGUUCAUCUACAGCUGCGCGCUCGGCUGGUCCAUCUUUGCCGCUUACAUUGGCGUGCAGCUUCUUGCGCGCUCGAUUUGGCACGUUGGGUCCGACAAGCCGUCAAGUAUUUUCUACCAAGGGCUCAACUACGGCAUGAUGGUGCUGGGCGGAAUGGUGUCGCACUACCGCCAGGAAUUAUUGCGUCGGCGCAACUACGCUCUGCUCCUCCCGUUUGGGUCGAGUCCCGACUGCUCGGACGCACUGCACAAACCGAAAUUUUCAAAAAAAGCGCUCUUACACCAAGGCUCGCUGGCGUUCAAGCACGACCGCGUCGAGGCCACGUUCUUGCGCCAUUGGUACCUCAUUGAUCCGUUCCCGUUCGAGAACCCAAACGCUGCCGUGCUCCACGAAGGCGCGUUCAAAGUCGUCCGCUUCUCGAUCGCAACUGCAAUUAUGAACCAAACGUUCCUGGCCAUCCAGGAUUACCGUCUCUUGGGCGCGUCGCCGUCGAUUCAAUCGCUGGGCUACAUGCUUCGCUUCGGAGUCGUCGACUUCGCGUACCUCGCGUCGGCUGCCUUUAUGUUUGUCGUUGGCAAGCUCUACGUCCGGCAGUGGCGCGCCGUUGACGACGGAAAGGCGCCGCGCCUCGCCGACACGCAGCUCAACGACGUGCAGGCGAGCCAGACCUUUGCGGCAGUGGUCGUGUUGGUACAUACCACUAGUAUGGCGACGCUGCUCUGCGCCGUCGUCUCGUCGUCGUCGUCCGCACUGGCCGACGUGUACCUCAUGGGGUUCAUCAACGCCGUGCUCUUUAGCCACCGAUCUGGGUUCCGCGUCCGGCACAAGUAUGCCGUGUGCGUCACGACAGUCGUGGGGCUUGUCGCCACCAUCGUCUUGAGCCAGAUGCUCGUGCACUGGCUCGCGCUGCGCUACGCGUGCUACAUCAUCACCGUCCUCUUCCUCGGCGCCAUGAUCUCGCGUGAAGAAGAGAGCUUGCGCCGGAGCUUCUUCAUCCUCAAGUCGAUUCGGUCGCUCGAGUUUGAAGAGUGGUUUCAAACCAUCUGCAACAUUCAAGACUGGGUCCGCGCGCGGCUCUUGCAAAAAACCGCCCAAGCGCGUCGCAGUCUGCCGCACGUCAAGAGGCCGCUCGUACCUCCCGCCGUCGACACGAGCUCGCACCUCUCGCAAGCGUCAAAAUGGGGCAUGUACGGCGAGUGCGUGCACGUGGCCCUUGUCGCCCUCGACCUCGUUCUGCGCAUCUACCAAUAACGCUACGUCCCACCCCCUCGGCCAAGUGUCGUUCUCUUCCUCUAGUAUCAAGUACACGCAACGACUCGUUUAUGUUUGGACAA